Molecule: messenger RNA, 8072 nt
Organism: Hippocampus zosterae (dwarf seahorse)
Lineage: Eukaryota; Metazoa; Chordata; Actinopteri; Syngnathiformes; Syngnathidae
Gene: pdzd2
Product: PDZ domain containing 2
Exons: 26
Coding region: 817-7818 (2333 amino acids)
Molecular function (GO): protein binding
Source: RefSeq, a predicted model, not a curated record
UUUUUUGUAUUUGUUCUCAGGACAAGUACCUUUACACACAAACUGCAUCUUUUAGUAUUUUGUGUGUGGAUUAUUUAAAAUUUGAUUGGUGGGACGUAAAAUGUUUCCACUUUAUUGUACCAUUUGUCUCAAUCCCAGGCAAUUUUCUAGCGUGACACAAGAGGAAACCGUCUGGGAGGAGGAGUCCAGGGUAAUAACAACGUAGCAGACUGUGUUUUGGCCCCGCCUGUUGCGGACAGAGAGGCUGCCAAAUGCCGCUUGAUUCCCUAAAGUAUUUUAAUCAUACCUUUUGGAUAAAGCAUCACAUGAAAAGCCAAGCAACAACCGAAUCUUACAAGUUAGUGCUUGUUUGCGAGGAUUGUUUACGUCCGGCACAUUUUAUUUUUACUGAGAUUUACUGGUGCCAUUUUCCAACACUGCAUGAAUUCGGUAUUUAUCUCCUGGUAGUUGCGUUUGACGUUAAAAGUGUAUACAUUUUGUUUUCUACGCGAACAUGAGCUUUCCACGGCGUUUCAAACAGGAAUGGACACUCAGCUUCGAAAUUCAUCGCCAUGCAGCCCAAGGUAUUCGUGGGAUGCUACAAAAUCCCCCCAAGACCUAUACAAGCACCCCAACCAUCCUCCACAAUCUGGAAUACUGAACACAAGAUUGACUUGCAUUGAUACAAACUAACAUUGACAGGGUUGGCUGCAUCAUGGUGUUUUCGAGAUUGGUUUAAGGCCCUCAGGAUAAACUUAUUCCUUGUGCCUGCAUGGGCAUUUGGCAGCAUCAGCUUUAUUGUUAGUGAGGAAGUCUCAACAGGCCUAGGAUGUCAGAAUGCCCAUAUCCCAGGACAAUGCCCUCAGCAUCCUUUCACUCCUCAAUGAGUGGCUUGGAGCUCAUGGCGAAAGAUCACACCAGAAGGACAACUUGAAACUGGAAACUGCCAUCUGUGUCAGCAAGGCCUGUGACCAGAAUGGAGAUAAAGUGUGCACUUGCAGUAAUAUCAAUGUGGGAAAUGUGUCCCUGUGUCUGGCUGCUAUCCAGAAGCUAGUAGAAUACAUCAACUUUAACUUUGUGGAGGAUCACACCGCUUCAUCGACUGAUCAGUCAUCCUCCAACGAAGGAUCAGAUGUUGAGGUUCAUUCUAUUUCUAUCAGGAAAAAUGAAUGCGAUCCAUCUGAUUUUGGUCUUAGCUUCGGAAACAUCCCAAUUUUUGGGGAUCCUGAUGGAAGAAAAAAAGGAGGACCAAGGAGGAGAAGAGAUCAGAGCCCCAUCAUGCAUGUGGGCUGCAUCUGGGUAACCGAAGUGAGAAAGGAAAGCCCAGCAGCCUACUCAGGCAGAAUUAAACUGAGAGAUGAAUUGCUGUCACUGAAUGGGCAGCUGAUGGUGGGAGUUGAUGUUAGUGGAGCCAGUUACCUGGCUGAUCAAUGCUGGAAUGGUGGCUAUAUUUGCCUUGUCUUGCUGCGGCGAGUCAAGCGAAAAGCUCCUCUCCCUCCCUGUGGUGUUGAUGACAGUCCAAGUACUCCCAUCAGUAAUGACUGCUGCGAUGACCAGCCGCAGUGCAUCACUUCUGUUGAGUCCAUUGAUAGUCCAGUAACGUGCAAACGUACUCGCAAAAUUGGGGUCACAUCACGGUCGCCCUGCAAAAGAAACAACAAAGAGGAUCCUGACUCCGAAUUUCAGAGUAAUUGUAGUGACUUCAGCUCUUCUAGCUUUGUCAAUAAAGGACUCAGCCCUUCGAAGGAAAACUCAGGGCAUGUCAUUUCCACACAUAUGCCAACCGAGGAAAAUUGUGGCACCUUUCCUCAUUUCAAAGUUACUCAUCAUCACCGCGGAGGCACUGCUACGCUGCCUUUAAGGAGUCACGGCAGUCAACUGUUGGAAAGCAAAAGGGAUUCUUUCUGCAGUCAACUUUCGAACCAGCCAAGCGAGGGUUGCCACAUCUGGAAAAUGCACCUAGUGAAGGGUCAAGAGGGCUUGGGCAUUCAGAUAACUGGUGGGCGUGGUUCCAAGCGCUCGCCUCAUGGUAUUAUCAUUGCUCAUAUUGAGGAGGGAAGAACAAUUCACAGGGACGGCCGUCUUCAAGCUGGUGAUGAGUUGCUUAUGAUUAAUGGUCAGUCACUAGUGGGUCUUACCCAUCAAGAGGCUGUUUCUAUCCUCCGCUCUUCAUCUGGUCUCGUCCAGCUCAUCGUUGCCAGCAGGGAGGAAUCUGAUGUCGGACUCCGUCACCACCCAUUCACCAGUUUACCAGAUCUGUUGACUAACCUGGACAAAGUCGAGGACACAUGCCAGACAGAGGCAGUCCAAGGAUCUUCCUGCAGUCCUGGAACCAUAAAGCUUUGCAGUCAAUCCCAGGUCAUAGGCGGUAGCAGUCGCUUGGAGUCAGUUGGUGAGGAUGAUGAGCUCUUUCUGGAGAAUGGUAUGAGCCGCUGUGGCGUUGCAGAGAAGUCCUCAAAGCCAGGCAGACGGAAACACUCCUUACCACAACACCUGGAUACUGCUGUAGAUAGACAGGAAUAUCAGAUCAUUAAGAAAUCAGCACGUUCGUUGAGCACCGUUCAAGUGGAAUCCCCAUGGCGACUUGCACAGCCAUCCAUUAUCUCCAGCAUAGUACUGAUGAAAGGCCAGGGCAAGUGCCUAGGAUUCAGUAUUGUUGGUGGCCAGGAUUCAUCUCGUGGUCAAAUGGGAAUUUUUGUAAAGACCAUUUUCUCUCAUGGUGCUGCAGCUGCUGAUGGACGCCUAAAAGAGGGAGAUGAGAUUCUGGAGGUAAAUGGAGAGUCUCUCCAAGGAAUGACCCAUCAACAAGCUAUCCAGACUUUCAAGCAACUGAAAAAAGGUGUUGUGACUCUGACAAUUCGAACUCGCCUGCGGAGCCCGAGUCUUACACCCUGUGCAACCCCAAGUAUCUGUAGCCGCUCCAGCUCACCCAACUCCAAUACCAGUGAGGGAACACCUCUUCCCUUUGGUAUUGAUGAGACUGAUGGCCAAAGGGGUCCUGGUCCAAAAGACUGCAUCAUCAUGGAGGUCACACUUGAUAAAGAGCCUGGUGUUGGCCUGGGGAUUGGAGUUUGUUUUCUUACUCCAUAUAACUCUGCUCCUGGCAUCUACAUCCAUAGCCUAGCUCUGGGUUCUGUUGCCAAGAUGGAUGGCAGGCUCAGUCGGGGAGAUCAGAUACUGGAGGUGGAUUCAGUCAGUCUUCGUUUUGCUGCCCUCAGUGAAGCAUACGCCAUCCUCAGUGAAUGUGGCCCUGGACCAGUGAGUCUCAUUAUUAGUCGUCACCCUAAUCCCAAAGUAUCAGAACAGGAGAUGGAUCAUUUCAUUGCUCAAUCCACACACAAGGGCAAAAUGAACAAGAGUCGACAUUCUUCUCAUUCCCAAGCAGGUUUUUCAAGUAAGAGAGAUGGAUCACCUGGCCUUAGUUGGACCAUGAAGAGAUUUCUUGAGCCGGCCAGUAGGCAGGGGUCUCUAAGCUCAGAGAAAGAGUUAUCACAAUACUUCUCACCGGAUAUUACCAGCCACCCAUUCCUGACGAAAUCUUUGGGCUCAACUAAAGAUGAGGCAAAUCAACAAACCAGCAACAUCUCCAUUGAUGACAUCGCAUCACAGCCUCCAGAAACUCCCACUUCUGGAAGCGAAAUGCAAUGUGACGCAUCACAAGACAAGACCCACGUCAUAUCUAAUUAUCCUCAGGAUGCAAUCAGCCGGCCAACUGUUGUGUUGAGUCACACAUCGCUGCAGAGCCCACUUCUUCAUCAGCGAAUGAUCAUUGAUUGUGAGAAUAAGCUGAGAAAAGAUGAGGACUCAACAAGUGGAGUUGCCGCAAUGCCACUGGAAGUAGACGAUCGCAGCAAUUGGGGGGAAUUACAGAUCUGUGCAAGCAAUGGCGUGACACUACCACUAGAUAGUUCUUCCAAUGAGUAUCACAAAGGCUUUCCAAAUGGCCAUGAAAUACCUAGUUCUGAGUCACCCUUUAUGCCAAUUCGUUUUCUUUCAAAGCACAAAGCAGCGGAAAAAGAUGAACAGUAUGUAUCGAAGCAUUCCCACAAGACUGAAGAUAACGCGGUGACGCUGGCCAAAGCUGUGUGGUGUGCUGAAGCUCCCAACUCCACUGAGCAGCAAAACCACGGCGCUACUUGUGCUUCAAAUGCUAAUCCAUUCCAGUCUAAUGCCCCACUGUGUGGAAAGAAAUCCAUGACUGCAAGUGGAUUGAUAAACAAUCAGCAGUGUAUUAAGGGAGGUUCAAGUGACAUUUUGGGUGUUUAUGCUAUUGAGACUGUAACCCUGACAAGAAAGAAGGAUGAAUCUUUUGGCCUGGAUCUGGAGAUCAUGUCAUCACCUCUGAAAGUUGUCAUCAAUGGGCUAAAGCCUGGAGGUGCGGCCGAAAGGGAAUCAAAAGGAGUCUUGUGUCCAGGUGAUGAGAUUGUCACCAUUGCUGAAAAAGUGGUGAGCUCCUGUGGGUACCAGGAAUUAUGUGAACUCAUGCAUAACCUUCCCACAACACUGUCUUUGGAUGUUAAAAAACCUGUCUCAGAUGGACUUUCCACAUUGACAGUGUCCUCUGGGAGCAGUGAUGGAGCCACAAGACUCAUUCCUGACGAAUCUGAAGAAUUAGGUGCCAAGACAGUUCAUGCUAACCGCAAACACCAAAUAAAGGAUGACUGCCAAAAUCCAGUCACCAACAUUGAUGAUAUCAUCUCACAAAUUAGACCCGUCAGUGACCCUGCAUGUGCCCCGUGCAUGUCUCAUGGAAAUACUUCUGAGAAAGAUCAUUUUGAAGUUCAAAUACUGUCACGUUCACAGUUCUGUUCGGUAGUGAACCCAGGAAAUGAAAAUGGGUGUCCUUUACAUGUGAACCCACUUCUUGAAAACAACUCGAAUGGAUUAUUCCCUGAAAAGUGGAUCGCUCCUCACAAAGGGAAAGACCCCAAAAGACUUCAUGAUAGUGAUUCUACUGGUGACUUAAAGUCACCACUGGACAUCGCUGUGACGCCCAGCAAAAUGGUCAGUGCCAGUUUGCAUCUUCAUGAGCCAUCCUCAAAGGGGAAUACAGUGGAACUCAAUUCCUCUGACAACCAAGCAUCCAUUGAUGAGGGAUAUGUACACCUCAAGACACUGUCAAAUAGAUCUUUACCUUCACAUCAUGCCGGUGAAAACAAAAGCCUGGACAGGAAUAACGAUAUGUUUGUCAGCUCCUCAGAGCUGACUAAGGAAGAAUGCUUGACGCGUUCCCCAUCAAUAGGGUUCACAGUCACAAGGACACCACCUUCACCUUCAUAUGUAACUCCUGAAUCACCUUUGGACGAUCACAAUACAGCCAUUGAGUCUGACUCUGACAAACUUCGAGCUUGUGAGACGCAUCAUCCCACACGCCUUUGUAUUCAUGGAAGCAUUUCCCCUCUUGAUAACUGUAUCAACUCCAGUAGCCCUGCAAUGUUGUCAGGUGGUGCCCUGCUCAACUCAGAUGUUUCGAAACGGAGACAUUUGAAAGCACAAAAAUCUGAAUUGACACCAGUGACAAACACUGACAGUGCGACCACUGACAGAUCAGAUACAGCAUUUUCGAAGACUCUGACCAACGAAGAAAAAAACUUAGAGUGUUGCCCAAAUUUAAGCACAAACACAAGCUCCAUUAUUAGGCAUCGUCGUCUAAACCUCCCAGACAAAUGUCAAAUCGAAACUCAGAUCAGAUCAGACUAUAGCCUUAAACAGAAGGGCCUAAGAGUAAAUAGUAAUAAUACCGGAGAAGUGCCAUUGCAUUGUCAUACCAAGAGUGAAAGUCCUGUCCUUUCAUCGACCAAUGAUAUCUCCUUUAACCAGCCUACAAAUUUACUCUCAGAGAAAACAUUAUCUCCCACUUUGCAGGCCAACAACCCACUUAAUAAGAACAGUGCUCUUUUAUCCACAGUUGCCGUCAGAAAGAUGGCACCUGCUAUCCCAGAUAACACAUUUGAAACUGUAGCGUCCAACAACAAAGAUAUCAAUAUAGAUGUCAAAGCAAUUUCAAAUUCCCAGCCACUGUCACACGCACCUGCAACUCAGAGAACAUUUAUCGAAGUUCAGUUAUCCUCUGCAUCUGGUGUGUCGCCUUUCAGGGCAAAAAAGCUCACAGUAGAUUCAAAUAACUCUCCAGCAACUCAAUUCAACACAGAUGCAACACCCGUGCUCCCAAAUUCAAAUUCCACAUUAGAUACAACAAAUGUCACUGUUGAUCAAAUAGUAUUCGAUGCAAUGAACCAAGGAACCAAGGAAAUUAAUCUAGGAUCAAGUAAUGACUUGAAAGCUGACACAGAGACGAGUGAUAACCCAGAGUCGACAACUUCCAACCUAUCCAAGAAGACCACGCUGAGGCCAAGUUUUGUCGCAAACGCUCCUUUUUCUGUGCACUACAACCCCUUCUCUGUCCAACACAAGAUAAAGUCAUUCGAAAACCUGGCUCACUUUGACAAGCCUAUUGUGAAAAGUAGUGACAUUCAGUCAUAUGCUUUGGCAAACAGGGCCUCGCUUAACCAAAGGAUUGCGGGUUACAUGGGCUUAAUUAAAUGUUCUGCUCACCGGGCACAACACCAUCGUUUCAGUUCCUAUGAAGACAAUUUAAUCUCAACGAGACCCUGCUCAUCACUGAAAUCACAGUCAAGCAUGACUUUAAAAAACCUCGAUCCUCCACGUGAGAGCUCGAGUGCAGGUUGCCUCUUCAAGAACAAUUUUGUCUCCAAAUUUGCAAAAGCUCCCGAUCCUCCACCAGAAACCCCGCCAGUGGUGCGGAGGAAAAAUGCCAAACUUUUCCACAACCGGUUGCGGCAAUCAAGGGCUCGCAGUAUGCCUGAAUUGGGAAAACUCUUCACGGGUGACAUGUUGACCAGGAUGGAUGGUUUCGCUGAUAAACCCGAACGCACCAUCCUUUCCGCUGCCACAGAGACUUUGUGCACUUCACCUUCUGCACUCCAAGCAAAAGUAGAGGUAACAAAAGGAAACCGAAGAAACACUGGAUCCACUCAAGAAACAACCGAGAGAAAAUUUGAGAUCCUUGAACCAUCUGAACAAUGGGAAGCACCUCGGCCUAUCAGGUUAAAAGUGCAAAACGCUUCUCCUGUCAGUCAGUCUAAAUUGCCAGCACUUGAGACAUCUACGACAAACAUGCCUGUCCGACAUCAGGAAACAAACAAUUUCAAAGAGGUUAACAAUGAUGCACACCUUGUAGUCCUUGAUAAAGAGGAAGGCUCAGGACUUGGAUUUAGUCUUGCUGGUGGGAGUGACCUUGAGCAGAAGACAAUCACCGUUCAUCGAGUCUUCAGCAAAGGAGCAGCCAGUCGAGAGGGCACGAUUCUGAGAGGUGACAGAAUUGUAUCAAUAAAUGGCACGUGUCUGGAUGGUAAAACCCAUGCUGAGGCCGUUUCUUGCCUACAUCAAGCUAAAUUAUCCAAGCAAGCCUUAGUAGUUAUUUGCAGAUGUGUGGUCGGUGAAAACAAUGCCACUGAAAAGCUUGACUCAGCCAGUCAGGAACAGAUGAGCUUAUCUGGCACCAAGAUGUCUUUGGAGACAAGUACAGAUCCACAUGGGGUUUUCAAAGUUGAGCUUCACAAGACGACUGCUGGCCUGGGGUUCAGCCUGGAUGGAGGAAAACACUCAAGUAAUGGUGACAAGCCCCUAACUGUAAAACGCAUCUUUAAAGGAGGUCCUGCUGAGCUGUCUGGGCGGCUGGAGGUUGGCGAUGAGGUCUUGUCAAUAAACGGAUUCUCUCUGGAAGGUCUCAUGCAUCAUGAUGCCUGGAAAAUGAUUAAAGCAACUAAUGAAGGGCCCAAUCACCUUGUCAUCCGCAAACUUGGUGCCUGGCUGUAAUUCUUAGAAGGAGGAACUUGAAACCACUUUCAAGAAAGAGAUCAAGUGCUACGAAACAAAGUAGUCGAGCUAAUGGGCAUUUUCUGCAGUCUUACAAAUGUUCUUUUACAAAUGUCUCUUGUUGUGUGAUUGUACUAUAUAUUGUUAUUACCUGACGUUUGUAAUGUACCAAGUGAGAUGUGUCUCCAGGUUUGUUCACAUUGUAUUUAAUAUUGAUUGAAUGUGAUUUGCAAUUAAAAUGAUGUAAUUUUUUU